Laccaria bicolor S238N-H82 is the source of this 621-nucleotide messenger RNA. RefSeq lists its product as uncharacterized. The record is from RefSeq and is a predicted model, not a curated record. The transcript is spliced from 7 exons. Bases 1 to 621 code for a protein of 206 amino acids. NCBI's taxonomy places the organism in Eukaryota, Fungi, Basidiomycota, Agaricomycetes, Agaricales, Hydnangiaceae.
AUGAGCCGCGAAGCCGUUGACAAAGACGAUGUUCUUGCGGGCAUCGAUCAUCUUGUAUUGAACUUAGUUGAAUGGGGCGAACGAGCACACGGCACCUCAGCGACCUCUUCGCCCUCCAUUACCACUUCUAUUUCCUCGUGCGAGCUGAAGUCGAGCCGCAUGAGCAACUUCGGUAUCCAAAGGCUUGAUGGUAAGCUCGAUGUGGUUGGAAAGAAGGUGGAGCUGCUGACUCCGAGAGACUGGGGGUGGAAAUGGACAAGAACGGAGACGUUGACGUGGCCCGACACCGUUGACGAGAAUGAUGUUCUUGCUGACACCGUCAUGGGUUCUCCAGCGGCCUCUGAUCGAGCAAAAGUCAACCUUUGCCUUGUCCUUCGAAUUCCCUGGUUCCUCCGUGUCGCUAGUGAGGCACGAGCCGAACUCAAAGCAGCCACCAACACAGAGGGUGGGAUGAUCAACGGAGACGCGCUAGCACUUGCACGAGGGGCAGAAGCGCUCCAUCGAGAAGGACUCACACUCCUGGGCUGCAUCCUCGAAAUCGGCAAGAGCGCCCCUAGCUGCUUGUCAGCAUGGAUCGGCAAAGGCAAAGACGAGGCGUUCUUUGACCUAGAAUGUUACUGA